Molecule: messenger RNA, 321 nt
Organism: Helianthus annuus (common sunflower)
Lineage: Eukaryota; Viridiplantae; Streptophyta; Magnoliopsida; Asterales; Asteraceae
Exons: 2
Coding region: 1-321 (106 amino acids)
Source: RefSeq, a predicted model, not a curated record
AUGACUUUUGAGAACUCAGAUGAAGGUGGUGAAAGCACUCAAGAACUCCAGAAUUUGAUCAAAGAGUUGGGUUAUCGCAAUGCAAUGGAUGUCGAAGAUGUUCUGACUCACCAAGAAGAAAAUGUAGUUGCACAGUUGUUGACUGAUGAAGAAAUUAUUGAAAGCGUUACUAGAAUUAAUAAAGAUGAUAUCGAUGAAGAAGAUGAUGAAAGUUCUACAAUGGAGCCCCCUUCGCGAAACGAAGCUAUUAAAGCGGCAAUCACAUUGAACAAUUUCUUGUUGAGCUAUGAGAAAACAACACCAGAAAUUUUUGAAUUCUAA